ACGCCUGUCCGUUUGUCCGCGCUAUCAAUAAAGUUUUAGCGGGCAGGCUGUCUCUUUUCCCUGGCAAGAUGGCGGAGUACGACCUGACUACUCGCAUCGCGCACUUUCUGGAUCGGCAUUUGGUCUUCCCGCUCCUGGAGUUCCUCUCUGUGAAGGAGAUAUAUAAUGAAAAAGAAUUAUUACAAGGGAAAUUGGAUCUUCUUAGUGAUACAAACAUGGUAGACUUUGCUAUGGAUGUAUACAAAAACCUUUAUUCUGAUGAUAUCCCUCAUGCCUUGAGAGAAAAAAGAACCACAGUUGUUGCACAACUGAAACAGCUUCAGGCAGAAACAGAACCAAUUGUGAAGAUGUUUGAAGAUCCAGAAACCACAAGGCAGAUGCAGUCAACCAGGGAUGGUCGGAUGCUAUUUGACUACCUGGCGGACAAGCAUGGUUUUAGGCAGGAAUAUUUAGAUACACUCUACAGAUAUGCAAAGUUUCAAUAUGAAUGUGGAAAUUACUCAGGAGCAGCAGAAUAUCUUUACUUUUUUAGAGUAUUGGUUCCAGCAACAGAUAGGAAUGCUUUAAGCUCACUCUGGGGAAAACUGGCCUCUGAAAUCUUAAUGCAGAAUUGGGAUGCAGCCAUGGAAGACCUUACACGACUAAAAGAGACUAUAGACAAUAAUUCUGUGAGUUCUCCACUCCAGUCCCUUCAACAGCGAACAUGGCUCAUUCAUUGGUCUCUGUUCGUUUUUUUCAACCAUCCCAAAGGCCGUGAUAAUAUUAUUGAUCUCUUCCUUUACCAACCACAGUACCUUAAUGCAAUUCAGACAAUGUGUCCACAUAUUCUCCGCUAUUUGACCACUGCUGUCAUAACAAACAAAGAUGUCCGGAAACGCCGACAGGUGCUGAAAGAUCUAGUGAAAGUUAUUCAACAGGAGUCUUACACAUACAAGGACCCAAUUACAGAAUUUGUUGAAUGCUUAUAUGUUAACUUUGAUUUUGAUGGGGCUCAGAAAAAACUGAGGGAAUGUGAAUCACAUGUUAGCAGAUAAACUGAAUAUGACUCCAGAAGAAGCUGAAAGAUGGAUUGUGAAUUUGAUUAGAAAUGCAAGGUUGGACGCCAAGAUUGAUUCUAAACUAGGUCAUGUGGUUAUGGGUAACAACGCAGUGUCACCCUAUCAGCAAGUGAUUGAAAAGACCAAAAGUCUUUCUUUCAGAAGCCAAAUGUUGGCCAUGAAUAUUGAAAAGAAACUUAAUCAGAAUAGUAGAUCAGAGGCUCCCAACUGGGCAACACAGGAUUCUGGCUUCUAUUAAAGAACUGUAAGAAAGAAGAAAAAAUCGCAGUAACCAUUCUGUAAAGGGUGACGUAUACUUUAGAAACAGUUCACGUUUGGUAUAAAUUUGGGAGAAUUUGAAUAAAAUUGGCUGUGAUUCAUUUUUAUCUUAUGAAAGUC
This is a messenger RNA of Nannospalax galili (Upper Galilee mountains blind mole rat), 1436 nucleotides long. RefSeq names its product eukaryotic translation initiation factor 3 subunit E (gene Eif3e). The record is from RefSeq and is a predicted model, not a curated record. Gene Ontology annotation, molecular function: translation initiation factor activity. Gene Ontology annotation, biological process: translational initiation. NCBI's taxonomy places the organism in Eukaryota, Metazoa, Chordata, Mammalia, Rodentia, Spalacidae. Gene Ontology annotation, cellular component: nucleus; cytoplasm; eukaryotic translation initiation factor 3 complex.